AUGUCUCAAAAUUUUUGUGAAUCAGUGCUCAACGUCAACGACACCAACACCAUCAUCACCCUUAAUCCUGCAUCUCAGUUACCCACCAAGCUAACUGGUGAUAAUUUUCCUACAUGGAGGGCACAGCUCUUUACUCUUCUUCGAGGCCUUGAUCUCCUCAAAUUUCUUGACGGCUCUCAUCCUGCUCCCGCAGCCACUGCCGAGGCUUCUGUUCGCACCCUCUGGUUUCGCCAGGAUCAACUUCUCCUUCAUGCUAUUCAUGCCUCUAUAUCUCCUUCUGUUGCGCCCUAUGUAUCGGCUGCUACCUCCUCUCAAGAAGCUUGGACGACAUUGGAGCGCCGAUUUGCAAGCCAAUCCCGCCAGCGUGUUAUUCACCUCAAACAGAAGCUUGGCCGAGAAACUCUUGGCAAUCGUCCGGUGGCUGUCUAUCUACAGGUCAUGAGCACCACAGCGGCUGAACUCGAUCUUAUCAAUGCCCCGGUGUCCAAUGAAGACCUGAUUUUGUAUGUUCUGCGCGGUCUCCCUGAAGCUUAUGAUCAUCUCUUGGCUGCUAUUCGGGCACGUGAUACGCCCAUCCGCUUCGAAGAUUUACACGAUCGUCUUGUUGAUUUCGAAACUGAUCUGGCUUCGGUGCGCCUCAGUCCGCAAUCAACUCCGACCACCGCCUUCUCCUCUGCUCGCGGCUACCCUGGGUCUUUUGGUUCUUUCUCACGUGGGCAGCCUGGCCACCGCUGGUUACUCUCAUGCCCGUCGCAACUCUACGGUUUUGGUCUCAUGCCUUCCAAACUGCAACUUAUCUUAUUAAUCGCCUUUCGUCUUCCUCUCUUCAUGGCGCCACACCAUACUUUUCUCUCUUUAAUGAAUCGCCUAAUUAUAAUAAGUUGCAUGUUUUUGGUUGUGCUUGUUACCCAUGGCUACGUCCGUAUACCCCUCACAAAUUAG
Molecule: messenger RNA, 942 nt
Organism: Linum tenue
Lineage: Eukaryota; Viridiplantae; Streptophyta; Magnoliopsida; Malpighiales; Linaceae
Source: the annotation of a GenBank genome assembly